This is a messenger RNA of Synchiropus splendidus (mandarinfish), 14623 nucleotides long. Its product is annotated as dynein axonemal heavy chain 5-like. Gene Ontology annotation, molecular function: dynein intermediate chain binding; ATP hydrolysis activity; dynein light intermediate chain binding. The record is from RefSeq and is a predicted model, not a curated record. Gene Ontology annotation, cellular component: dynein complex. Gene Ontology annotation, biological process: microtubule-based movement. Bases 165 to 14192 code for a protein of 4675 amino acids. The transcript is spliced from 87 exons. NCBI's taxonomy places the organism in Eukaryota, Metazoa, Chordata, Actinopteri, Syngnathiformes, Callionymidae.
GGGUCGCGUGUUUGCGAACAGUCCCUUCAGUUGUGCCGUUGCCAUGGAAACAGUCAACAGCCAUCACGCUGGAUGCGCGCAGCGGACGAGUCCCGUGUGCAGUGGCUUCACCCUGCUCCAGUGAAAAAGGUCUGUUCAGCAGAGGCUGGUCUGAAAGUUGGACCAUGAUCUCCUCGUGUCGACCCGACAAAGUCAGCCACCGGAGCAGAAGCGGCCAGAACACGGAACAAGCGGAAGCCGUCCAGGAGCAAAAACUGAAGGAAGAGCGGGAAGCCAAGCGCGCACGGCUCGACGGCCGACAUGACUACGUCCUCAGUAUCGUGGCCUCGUGCCUUGGUCUGGAGAAGGCAGAAGUGGAAGACGCUGUACUGGAAGGAAGUCAGAUUGACCGUGUGGAGCAGUUUUUUGCUGCCGGAGGUCUCCCCCAUCUCAUGUUUUACUAUCAGGAGAAGGACUCACUGGACACCGACGCCGCCUCCGUUCCUCCGCAGACGCACACACCUGCUCGCCACCACAGUUUCAAAGUGCGCGUGACCGAUGGGAAAGAUGCGGCUUUAACCGGAGUGUGUGUCUUCUUCACCAGAGCAAGCGCUUCCAAGGCAGUCACCUCUGAAAAUAUACAAAGAGAUGUCAAUUUCAACACGUUGGACACAACACAAGGUGGGCUGUUGAAAAGUGUGGAGCGGCUGCUGUCGGAGGUCUACAUCCCGACCCUGAGGAAGCUGAACCACGGCUGGGGAGAGCUGGCGAGUCCCCAGGCGCAGGCCGUCAAACAGGAUUUCCUGAUGUCUCUGGAGAACUUUGUCUCCGUCUUGGCUGGAGCGCAGGAGAGCCUGCAGGAGAGGGUUUCCUUAAAUGAAUGUGAGUCGUUCGACCUGAGGGUACUGAAAGGUCCGUCCGACUACAAAGCAGCAGCGAGCAGCUCUGAAGUCACAGAGAAGCUUGAGACAUGCAUGAAGGGCUGGAUGAAACAGAUUGAACAGGUUCUCGCUGAAAGCGAACAACUUCGAAUAGAGCUGGAUGAUCUUGGCCCCCGCUCAGAACUGGAGUACUGGAAGAGACGUCUGGCCCGCUUCAACUACCUGCUGGAGCAGCUCAAGAUCCCGGAUGUGAAGGCCGCGCUUGGUGUGCUCAUGAUUGCCAAAUCUAAAGUCAUCAAGUCAUGGAGAGAACUGGACAGCAGGAUCACCGAUGCUGCCAACAAGGCCAAAGAUAAUGUCAAGUGCCUCUACAGUCUGGAGAAGUUCUGGGAUCCUCUGUACCACAGUGAUCCUGUGGCGAUGCUUGACACGAUUCCUGGAUUGAUCAACGCCAUCAGGAUGAUUCACAGCAUGUCUCACUACUACAACACAUCGGAAAACAUCACGUCCCUCUUUAUGGUCAAGAUGACCAACCAAAUGAUCACUGCAUGCAAGGCUUACGUCACCAAUGAAGGUUCCAGUUCCAUCUGGGAUCAGCCUCGACAUGUCGUCACAGAGAGAAUGCGAGAUUGCAUCCACCUGAAUCAGAAAUACCAGCAGCAUUUCCAGCAGGCUAAGCGAAUGCUGGAACAAACUCCCUCAGAGCGGCAGUUCGACUUCAGCGAGAUGCACAUUUUCUUUAAGUUUGACACGUUUCAGCGACGGCUGGAGAAAAUCCUGGAAAUGUUCCACACCAUAUCCACCUAUUCCGCCCUGCUGGACUCCAGGUUGGAGGCGUUGGAAACCGCUUCCACCAGGUUGCAAACGUCAGAAAUGCAAGGAAAGUGGGAGACCAUUGUGCAGGGCAUGAAGAAAAAGCCCUACAGCUUCCUGGAUCAGGGAAGACCAGACUUUGAUGUGGAUUAUGAGCAUUUCUGCAGAAGCACCUCAGAGAUUCAUGAGCAGCUGAGGAGUUUUACAGACAGCACGUUUGUGAAAAUUCAAAACAAAGAACGGGCCUUAAAUAUGCUGCAACGGUUUGAGAGAUUACGCAUACCGGACCUUGGACUAAACGAGAAGUACCUCCGCAUACUGGAAAGUUAUCGCGAGGACAUCGAAUUGGUCUACCAAAUAUACACAAAACAGAAAUGUGACCCCCCGGUCCGGUGGAACAUGCCACCAGACUCGGGGCGGAUCAUGUGGGCUCGACAUCUGCACAGCAGGAUACAGGAACCCAUGGAGCUUUUUCAGAGAUACGAUAAGGUUCUUUCCUUACCCGAAGCCAAGACUGUCAUCCAGAGGUACAGCAGUGUUAAAAAGAUCCUGUUGGAGUUUGAGAACAUCUACCAUCGAAGCUGGAUGAAAAAGGUGGAGGGUGCAAGAAUGGGGUUGCGGGCCUCUUUGCUCGUCAGAUCGCCUCAGACCGGGGCACUGUUUGUAAACUUUGACCCAGAGAUUUUGACCCAGAUCAGGGAGGUGAACUACAUGAAGAGAAUACACUUGGAGAUCCCUCCAUUUGCAGCCGUGCUGCAUCAGAAACAGGAAAGCCUGAAGAGGAACCAUGAUAGAUUGCAGUUGAUGUUAAGUGAGAACUCCAGAGUGCGGGUCAAAAUUCUGUCUGUUUUUGAGCAGCUGGCGAAGCCGCAUCUUGCCAAGGUGGAUGAGGCUAUACAACCAGGGUUGACGUCGCUCAACUGGACCUCCAUGAACAUAGACAGAUACUUGAACCACAUCACCGAGUCUCUGAGAGACCUUGAGUUGUUAAUGGACCGCGUGAAUGACCUGGUGGAGGUCAGGAUCGAGUCGGUUUUGCAAGAAAUGAGCGCGACGACUUUGUGUUUCUUGCCAGAAGAUGGUCCCGUCACCUGUGAGGAGUUUGUUCAAAUCACGAGGGACCUAUGUCUGAAACAGGCCCACAGUCUCCAUACUAAGAGCCUACUGGUCGAGGAAGCUGCAAAUGAAGUGAUCAACAUGUUGCUGACUUUUGACCACAAUCAAAGGGAGGAUGCUGAGGAUGAGAGCUUCGCUGGGAGCAAGAUCCUGGAGCGUGCUGACAGUGAGGGGGAGGACGAGGGACGCUCACUGGGCCUGCCCUACUCCAGGAGCAGCCUGCACCCCCCCGCCAGUGUGGGUCGACCUUCCCCUUUGGCGAGGAAAAAGAAGAAGAGAGUUCUGAUGGAGGUGUUGGAGGAAGAAGCUCGAGAGCUGCUGGCGCACUUCAACCAUCGAAACAUUGAUGCCUUGCUCCGUCUGACACGCCACAACCUGGAGAUGCUACGAAAACGCAUCCACAACUCAUCAGCGAUGCACUCUUCUGCUGAUGCGGACUCACCCGGCCGAGCGAAGAGCAGCAGCCUGCCGCCCAUCUUUAAAGUCCACGUGACCCUUACCAUCCCCAACAUCUCCAUGGUCCCGGCCCUGGAGGAGGUCCAGAAGGCCAUGAACCAAGCAGUGGAGUGCAUCGUCAGUGUCAGCCAAGCCGUCGGCCAGUGGAGCCAGGAGAGGAUCUCAAAGAGGAAACUGAACGAACGGCGAAUGGCAGCUCUCGUACGGGACAGUUCCGACAGCGACACAGAGGACGGAGCAACAACCUACAGAAGCAUCGCUGAUGGCAGUGAAAUCUCAGCGCAGGUGGUUCGAUCAAUUCCCUGCCAGUCCAGGAACUAUCUCAAGAGUGUUUCGGAGAAUAAGGAGAUAGUCAAACUGGUCAAUGUGCUCAGCACGUCCAUCAGUUCAUCCAAAAAGGAGUUGAUGAUGACUUUGGACGGUUUCGCCCACUACCAUCACAUCUGGAAGAAACCACGGGAUGAGACAAUGCAGCAGUUCAUGGAAGAAAGCCCCUUGCUGUCAGAGUUUAAAAGUCAGAUACUCUACUAUCGUGAUUUGGAGCUCCGAAUCAAUUCAGAGCCUGAAUUUCUCAACGUAGGAGCCUUUUCUCUCUACACGGAACAUCUCAAACUGUCGCUCGGCGCUGAGACCAAGAGCUGGAUGAUGGAGUACGGCCGAUACUGCAACAAGAAGUAUCGCUCCGAAAUGGAGCGCAUCUUUGCUUUCAUAGAAGAAGCUGGGAAAAAACUGAACCGGCGGAUUGCAGAUCUGGACGACUUUCGAAUCGCCAUGGCAGCUCUCAAGGAAAUUCGAGAGAGUGAAAUAUCGAUUGAUUUUCAAGUUGGUCCCAUUGAGGAGGCCUAUGCCAUGCUUCAUAAGUUCGGGCUGCCGGUGGCGAAAGAGGAGGGCGAAAGGGUGGAUGCGCUGCGGUACAGUUGGGAGAAAAUGCUGUCUCGAGGAGAAGACAUUCAGAAUGAGCUGAUGGCUCUGCAGCCCAGAUUCAGAGUGGAGCUGGCCAACAACGUGGAGGUCUUCAAGGAAGACUGUCGACACUUCUACGUGGAUUAUGAAAAGGAUGGGCCAAUGGCUGUCGGGUUAGCUCCUCAAGAUGCCAGCGAUCGACUUAUCAUGUUCCAGAAUCGGUUCGACAACCUGUACAGGAAGUACGUCACUUACACCAGUGGACAGGAGCUGUUCGAGGUUCCUGUCAGUCAGCAUCCCCAGCUGUUGGAGAUCCGGCUGCAGCUGACGCUGCUGCAGAAACUGUACGGUCUAUACAGCAACGUGAUUGAAACUGUGAAUGGUUACCACGACAUCCUGUGGGCGGACAUUCACAUCGAGAAGAUCAAUAAUGAACUGCUGGACCUCCAGACCAGGUGUCGGAAGCUGCCUCACGCACUCAAGGAAUGGCCAGCUUUUCUUGACCUGAAGAAAACCAUUGACGAGUUUAGCGAGUGCUGCCCCCUGCUGGAGCUCAUGACCAACAAAGCCAUGAUGGCUCGACAUUGGAAAAGAAUAACAGAGGUCACCGGACACGCAUUUGAUGUCGAGACGGAUAACUUCAAACUGCGCAACAUCAUGGAGGCUCCUCUUCUCAAAUAUAAAGAGGAGAUUGAGGACAUUUGCAUCAGCGCGGUGAAAGAACGAGAUAUUGAACAAAGGCUCAAGCAGGUAAUAGCUGAAUGGGACAACAAGACCUUCACUUUUGCCACCUUCAAAACAAGAGGAGAGCUGCUCCUGAGAGGCGACAGCACUUCGGAGAUCAUCACCAGCAUGGAGGACAGCCUGAUGAUCUUGGGCUCUCUCAUGAGCAACAGAUAUAACGCCCCCUUCAAGUCCCAGAUCCAGAAGUGGGUUCUGAAUCUUUCCAACACCAAUGAUAUAAUAGAGAACUGGAUGACUGUCCAGAACCUGUGGAUCUACCUGGAGGCUGUCUUUGUUGGUGGAGACAUUGCCAAACAGUUGCCGAAGGAAGCCAAGCGUUUCUCUAACAUUGACAAGUCGUGGGUGAGGAUCAUGAUGCGGGCCCAUGAGAUGCCCAAUGUGAUCCAGUCGUGCGUGGGAGAUGAGACAAUGGGGCAGGUUCUCCCUCAUCUGCUGGAGCAGCUGGAGAUAUGCCAGAAAUCGCUGACUGGCUACUUGGAAAAAAAGCGGCUGCUGUUUCCACGAUUCUUCUUUGUCUCUGAUCCCGCUCUGCUGGAGAUCCUGGGCCAGGCAUCGGACUCUCACACCAUUCAAGCGCACCUCCUCAACGUGUUUGACAACAUCAAAACAGUCCGGUUCCACGACAGGGUGUAUGAUCGCAUAUUAGCAAUAGCAUCACGAGAGGGGGAAACUAUUGAGCUGGACCGUCCCGUCACGGCAGAAGGGAACGUUGAGGUUUGGCUCAAUGCGCUCUUGAAGGAGUCCCAAAGCUCUCUGCACUCAGUCAUCCGGCAGGCCGUGGCAUCAAUCCAGGACAGCGGCUUUCAGCUAACCGAGUUCCUCAACUCUUUUCCUGCUCAGGUGGGACUGUUGGGUAUCCAGGUCAUAUGGACCAAGGAGUCUGAAGAUGCUCUUGCCAACGCUCGAUAUGAUCGCAGCGUCAUGGCAAAAACCAACCAACAAUUUCUGGACCUGCUGAACGCGCUCAUUUCAAUGACCACUCGGGACCUCAGUGCCGUGGAGAGGACCAAAUAUGAAACCCUCAUCACCAUCCACGUGCAUCAGAGAGACAUUUUUGAUGACUUGUGUCGGCUACAUGUCAAGAGCCCCAAUGAUUUCGAGUGGUUGAAGCAGUGCCGCUUUUACUUCAACAAGGAUCGGAUGAUCAUCCGCAUCACAGAUGUGCCCUUCGUUUACCAGAAUGAAUUUUUAGGCUGCACAGAGAGGCUUGUCAUCACGCCUUUAACUGACAGGUGCUACAUCACCCUGGCCCAGGCUCUCUACAUGAGUAUGGGCGGAGCUCCUGCUGGUCCUGCAGGAACAGGUAAGACGGAGACCAUCAAGGACAUGGGUCGAUGUCUUGGAAAAUAUGUUGUGGUCUUCAACUGCUCGGACCAGAUGGACUUCCGAGGCCUGGGAAGAAUUUUCAAAGGACUGGCUCAGUCUGGCUCUUGGGGCUGUUUCGACGAGUUCAACCGCAUCGAACUCCCUGUGCUGUCCGUGGCCGCUCAGCAGAUCGCCAUCGUCCUCAACUGCAAGAAAGAGCGACAGAAAACCUUCAUCUUCACCGAUGGAGACACCGUCGAAAUGAACCCGGAAUUUGGCAUCUUCCUCACCAUGAACCCAGGCUACGCAGGUCGGCAGGAGCUCCCCGAGAACUUAAAGAUCAACUUCCGCUCCGUGGCCAUGAUGGUUCCCGACCGUCAGAUCAUCAUCAGAGUCAAACUUGCCAGCUGCGGUUUCAUCGACAACAUGGAACUGGCACGCAAGUUCUUCACUCUCUACAAGCUUUGUGAGGAGCAGCUGUCGAAACAGGUCCACUAUGACUUUGGUUUACGGAACAUCUUGUCGGUGCUGAGAACAUUGGGAGCAGCCAAACGUGCAAAUCCCAGCGACACGGAGUCCACUAUCGUCAUGAGAGUCCUCAGGGACAUGAACCUUUCCAAACUGAUCGAUGAGGACGAGCCACUCUUCUUGAGCCUGAUCGAAGAUCUUUUCCCGGGUAUCGCGCUGGAUAAAGCAGGCUACCCGGAGUUGGAGGAUGCGAUUGACAGACAGGUGAAUGACGCGGGACUGAUCAUCAACCCUCCGUGGAAGCUGAAAGUUAUCCAGCUGUUUGAGACUCAGAGAGUUCGUCACGGCAUGAUGGCUCUGGGGCCCAGCGGCGCCGGGAAGACUACUUGUAUACACACGCUGAUGAAAGCCAUGACAGACUGCGGUCAGCCUCAUAAAGAGAUGCGCAUGAACCCUAAAGCCAUCACGGCUCCUCAGAUGUUUGGCAGACUUGAUGUGGCAACUAAUGACUGGACCGACGGCAUUUUCUCGACCCUGUGGAGGAAAACGCUGAGAGCGAAGAAAGGGGAGCACGUCUGGAUUGUUCUGGACGGACCAGUGGAUGCCAUCUGGAUUGAGAAUCUCAACUCAGUCUUGGAUGACAACAAGACCCUCACAUUGGCUAAUGGAGACCGUAUUCCCAUGGCGCCCAACUGCAAAGUCGUUUUUGAGCCGCAUAACAUUGACAACGCCUCGCCAGCCACCGUCUCACGUAACGGCAUGGUGUUCAUGAGCUCCUCCGUGCUCAGCUGGAGCCCCAUACUGGAGGGUUGGUUACUGAAACGCUCCCCUCAGGAAGCAGAGGUGCUGCGGGAGCUAUUCUCCUCCUCAUUUCCUGAUCUCUACCGCUUCUGCAUCCAGUCACUUGAGUUUAAAAUGGAUCUGCUCGAGGCCUUUGUCAUCAUGCAGUGCGUCAACAUGCUGCAAGGACUCAUACCGUCAAAAGAGCAGUGUGGCGAGCUCUCUCGCGAGCAUCUGGAGCGCCUCUAUAUAUUCGCGCUGAUGUGGAGUGCGGGAGCUGUUCUUGAGCAGGACAGUCGCAGGAAAAUGGAGAUGUGGCUCAGAGGGAACACCGGUGUCCAUCUCGAUCUGCCGGAAAUUUCCCCCGACAGUGAAGAUACCAUGUUUGACUUCCACGUCACAGCAGAUGGCCAGUGGGUCCACUGGAACACAAAGGUGGUCCAAUAUGUUUAUCCAGCCGAGUCCACGCCGGAGUACAGCUCCAUCUUGGUCCCCAAUGUAGACAACGUUCGAACCGAUUUCCUCAUUCAGACCAUCGCAAAGCAAGGCAAGGCUGUUUUGCUGAUUGGGGAGCAGGGGACGGCCAAGACGGUGAUGAUCAAGAGCUACAUGUCCCAGUUCGACCCGGAGACUCGUAUAGGAAAGAGUCUUAACUUCUCAUCUGCUACAACGCCGCUCAUGUUCCAGAGGACAGUUGAAAGCUACGUGGACAAGAGGAUGGGUUCCACUUAUGGACCACCCGCCGGGAAGAAAAUGACCGUGUUUGUCGAUGAUGUCAACAUGCCAAUCAUCAACGAGUGGGGAGAUCAGGUGACAAAUGAGAUUGUUCGGCAGCUGAUGGAGCAGAAUGGAUUCUACAACCUGGAGAGACCAGGGGAGUUCACCAGCAUCAUUGAUGUUCAGUUCUUGGCAGCUAUGAUCCAUCCAGGUGGCGGACGCAAUGACAUUCCACAGCGACUCAAAAGACAGUUCUCCAUCUUUAACUGCACCCUUCCUUCCAACCAAUCUAUUGACAAGAUAUUUGGUGCCAUUGGUGGAGGCCACUUCUGCCCAGAGAGAGAGUUUAAGGAGGACGUUUGUCAAAUGGUGCCCCAUCUGGUUGGUCUGACUCGCCUACUCUGGCAGAUGACCAAGGUUAAGAUGCUUCCCACGCCUGCCAAGUUCCACUACAUCUUCAACCUCAGAGACUUGUCCCGAGUCUGGCAGGGCAUGCUCAACACCACCGCUGAGGUCAUCGACUCAGUCGAGGUGCUGCUGUCGUUGUGGAAGCACGAGUGCAAGCGUGUGAUUGCCGACAGAUUCACCGUUCCUGAGGACCUGCUGUGGUUCGACCAGGCUCUGGUGAACUUGGUGCAAGAGAAGCUGGGCCUGGAGUACAAGAGAAUGGUGGACGGAGUGGACAGAUACUUUGUUGACUUUCUACGAGAUGCCCCUGAAGCCACAGGUAUCAGGCGCCGGAAACAUGACCUUCUGUCAUCUGACUAUGACGCGAUUUCUUUUUUGUUUUUCUCCCCUGCAGGGGAGGAGCCGGAAGACAGCGACUUUGAUAUGCCCAAAGUAUACGAAGCCAUCGAGUCGUUCGACAGCCUGAGGGAGCGACUGAACAUGUUCCUCAGCCAUUACAAUGAGAGUGUUCGGGGGUCUGGAGUGGACAUGGUCUUCUUUGAGGAUGCUAUGACUCAUCUGGUCAAGCUGUCGAGGAUAAUCCGGACCCCAGGGGGGAACGCACUGCUGGUCGGCGUUGGAGGAUCUGGCAAACAGAGUCUGACCAGACUGUCCUCAUUCAUUGCUGGAUACAAGACAUUCCAGAUCACACUCACACGCUCAUACAACACUGCCAACCUGAUGGACGACCUGAAGAGUUUGUACAGAACAGCUGGUCAACAGGGGAAAGGCAUCAGCUUCAUCUUCACCGACAACGAGAUCAAGGAGGAGUCUUUUCUGGAGUACAUGAACAAUGUCCUGUCAUCUGGAGAGGUGUCCAACCUGUUUGCUCGCGACGAAAUGGACGAGAUGCUGAGCGACCUCAUCCCCGUGAUGAAGCGGGAGUUUCCCAGACGACCUCCCACCAACGACAACUUGUACGACUACUUCAUGUUGCGGGUUCGACAUCACCUCCACGUCGUGCUCUGCUUCUCGCCCGUCGGAGAGAAGUUCCGCAACCGAGCACUCAAAUUCCCGGCACUCAUUUCGGGAUGCACCAUGGACUGGUUCAGUCGGUGGCCCAAGGAUGCCCUUGUUGCUGUCUCUGAGCACUUCCUGUCCAUGUUUGAGAUCGACUGCUCAGCUCGAGUCAAGGAUGAAGUGGUCCAGUGCAUGGGCUCUUUCCAAGAUGGGGUGGCAGAGAAAUCUGUGGACUACUUUCAACGGUAUCGACGAUCGACCCACGUCACGCCAAAGUCCUACUUGUCCUUCAUUCAGGGCUACAAGAGCAUUUACAAGGAGAAGAGGUCCGAGGUGCAAACUCUGGCUAACAGAAUGAACACAGGUCUUGAGAAGCUGAAAGAGGCUUCAGAGUCAGUUGGAGCUCUCAGCAAAGAGCUGGAGGUGAAAGAAAAGGAGCUUCAAAUUGCUAAUGAAAAGGCCGAUAUGGUGCUAAAGGAGGUGACUGUGAAAGCCCAGGCCGCCGAGCAUGUGAAGCUGGAAGUCCAAAAGGUCAAGGACAAGGCCCAGGCUUUAGUGGACAGCAUCUCGGCAAAGAAGGCCAUUGCUGAACAGAAGCUGGAGGCGGCUCGACCAGCGCUGGAGGAGGCGGAGUCAGCGCUCCAGACCAUCAAGCCGGCAGACAUUGCUACAGUCCGGACGCUGGGCCGCCCGCCACACCUCAUCAUGAGAAUCAUGGACUGCGUGCUGCUGCUGUUCCAGAGGAGGGUGAAGGAGGUGAAGAUCGACCCGCAGAAGAACUGCGUCACGCCGUCAUGGCAGGAGUCGCUCAAACUGAUGACUGCGGGGAACUUUCUUGGCAGCCUGCAGCAAUUCCCCAAAGACACCAUUAACGACGAGGUCAUCGAGUUGCUGCAGCCAUACUUUGAUAUGCCGGACUUCAAAAUUGAGAUGGCCGAGCGGGUGUGCGGUAACGUGGCUGGCCUCGCGUCCUGGACCAAAGCAAUGGCCACCUUUUUCUCCAUCAACAAAGAGGUUUUACCUUUACAGGCAAACUUGGAAGUGCAGCAGAAUCGUUUGGACAUCGCAAAUGCGGAUCUUCAGAUGGCUCAGGCAGAGCUGGAUGCUAAGCAGGCAGAGCUGGAUGAAGUGCAGGCAGAGUACGAGAAGGCCAUGCAGGAGAAACAGAUGCUCCUUGAGGACGCGGAGCGCUGCAGGCGCAAGAUGCAGACGGCGUCCAGUCUCAUCAGCGGUUUGGCUGGUGAGAAAGAGAGAUGGACGGAGCAGAGCAAAGACUUUGCUGCUCAGACCAAACGGCUCGUUGGCGACAUCCUUCUGGCCACGGCCUUCCUGUCCUACUCCGGCCCUUUCAACCAAGAGUUCCGGAACCUCCUCCUGAAUGACUGGCAGCGCGAGCUGAAGCUGCGGGACAUUCCAUUUGGGAACAAUCUGAAUCUGAUCGAUCUGCUCAUUGAUGCGUCCACCGUCAGCGAGUGGAGCCUGCAGGGACUUCCCAACGAUGACCUGUCCAUUCAGAACGGCAUCAUUGUCACCAAAGGCGCACGCUUCCCUCUGCUCAUCGAUCCCCAGACACAAGGAAAGAUCUGGAUCAAAAACAAGGAGGCCAAGAAUGAACUCCAGCUCACCUCUCUGAACCACAAAUACUUCAAGACGCACUUGGAGGACAGCCUAUCUCUUGGGCGCCCCCUGUUGAUUGAGGAUGUUGGAGAAGAGUUGGACCCUGCCCUCGACAACGUUCUCGAGAAAAACUUCAUCAAGACCGGCUCCACUCAUAAGGUGAAAAUUGGAGACAAAGAGGUGGAAGUGAUGAAGGGCUUCAGACUGUACGUGACCACCAAGCUGCCUAACCCAUGCUACACCCCUGAGGUCAGCGCCCGCACCUCCAUCAUCGACUUCACCGUCACCAUGAGAGGACUGGAGGACCAGCUGCUGGGCCGAGUCAUCCUCACAGAGAAGCAGGAACUGGAGAAGGAGAGGACUGAUCUUCUCGAGGACGUCACGAUGAACAAGAGAAAGAUGAAGGAGCUUGAAGACAACCUGCUCUAUCGACUCACCAGCACACAGGGCUCUUUGGUGGAAGACGAGAGCCUGAUUGUUGUGCUGAGUAACGCCAAGUGCACGGCAGAAGAGGUCUCUCAGAAACUUCACAUCGCCGCCGAGACUGAGGUCCAGAUCAACACUGCCAGAGAGGAGUAUCGACCCGUGGCCACCAGGGGCAGUAUAUUGUACUUCCUGAUCACAGAAAUGAGCAUGGUCAAUGUCAUGUACCAGACCUCCCUCAGACAGUUUCUGGGUCUCUUUGACCUGUCCCUGGCCAGGUCAACCAAGACCCCAGUCACCAGCAAGCGAAUCGCCAACAUCAUCGAGCUCAUGACCUUCCAGGUCUUCAAGUACGCGGUGCGAGGCCUGUACGAGGAGCACAAGUUCCUCUUCACCCUGCUGCUGACGCUGAAGAUCGACAUGCAAAACGGCAAGGUCAAACACCAGGAAUUCCUCACGCUCAUAAAAGGAGGGGCUUCUUUGGAUCUGAAGGCGUGUCCGCAGAAACCAGCCAAAUGGAUCCUGGACAUGACCUGGCUGAAUCUAGUGGAGCUCAGCAAGCUGCAGCACUUCUCUGACAUACUGGAUCAGAUAAGCCGUAAUGAGAAGCAGUGGAAGCUGUGGUUCGAUAAAGCAGCGCCAGAGGAGGAGGUGCUGCCCAAUUCCUACGACCAGGCUCUGGACUGUUUCAGGCGGCUGCUUCUCAUACGCUGCUGGUGCCCCGACAGAACCAUCGCCCAGGCUCGUAAAUACGUCAUGGACUCCAUGGGGGAGAAGUACGCCGAGGGCGUCGUCCUGGACCUGGAGAAGACCUGGGAGGAGUCCGACCCACGGACGCCUCUCGUCUGCUUUCUGUCUAUGGGUUCUGAUCCGACGGACUCCAUCAUAGCUCUGGGGAAGCGGCUGAAGAUGGAGACGCGAUACAUCUCCAUGGGACAGGGACAGGAAAUCCACGCCUGCAAGCUUCUGCAGCACAACAUGGCUAACGGCGGCUGGGCUCUUCUCCAGAACUGCCACCUGGGUCUGGACUUCAUGUCCGAGCUCAUGGACAUGGUGACUGAGGCGGAAUUCAUCCAUGGCGGCUUCCGACUGUGGAUGACCACUGAGGUCCACAAGCACUUCCCCAUCGCCCUGCUGCAGAUGUCCAUCAAGUUCACCAGCGAACCGCCGCAGGGCUUGAAGGCGGGGCUCAAGAGGACCUACGGAGGCAUCAACCAGGACCUUCUGGACGUCUUCAGCAUGACUCAGUGGAGGCCCAUGUUGUACACCGUGGCCUUCCUUCACAGCACAGUGCAGGAGAGAAGAAAGUACGGCCCUCUGGGGUGGAACAUCCCCUACGAGUUCAACCAGGCCGACUACAACGCCACCGUCCAGUUCGUGCAGAACCACCUGGACGACAUGGAUGUCAAAAAGGGCGUCUCCUGGAGCACCGUCCGGUACAUGAUUGGAGAAAUCCAGUACGGCGGUCGAGUGACUGACGACUACGACAAGCGUCUCCUCAACACUUUUGCAAAAGUUUGGUUCAGCGAGGAAAUGUUUGCCGCAGACUUCAACUUUUACAAAGGAUACUCCAUCCCCGAGUGUGGCAGCGUGGACCAGUAUCUCUCCUACAUCCAGAGUCUGCCGGCUUACGACACCCCGGAGGUCUUUGGUCUGCACACGAAUGCCGACAUCACCUACCAGAGCAAACUGGCUGAAGACGUCCUGGACACCAUUGUCAGCAUCCAGCCCAAGGACAGCUCGUCUGGGGGCGGAGAAACCAGGGAGGCUGUGGUCGCUCGGCUGGCUGACGACAUGUUGGAGAAACUUCCAGCCGACUACGUGCCCUUCGAAGUGAUGGAGCGCCUCCAAAAAAUGGGAGCUCUUCAACCCAUGAACAUCUUCCUCCGGCAGGAGCUCGACCGGAUGCAAAGAGUCAUAGUUCUGGUCCGAAACACUCUGACCGACCUCAAGUUGGCCAUCGACGGCACCGUCGUCAUGAGCGAGAACCUGCGCGAUGCUCUGGACUGCAUGUAUGACGCGCGCAUCCCUGAGCGCUGGAAGAAGGCAUCGUGGGCUUCCAGCACCCUUGGCUUCUGGUUCACUGAGCUGGUGGAGCGGAACCGACAGUUCCAGGCCUGGAUCUUUGAUGGGCGACCCAACUGUUUUUGGAUGACCGGCUUCUUCAACCCGCAGGGCUUCCUGACAGCCAUGAAACAGGAAAUCACCCGAGCAAACAAAGGCUGGGCCCUGGAUCGCAUGGUGCUGUGCAAUGAGGUGACCAAGUGGAUGCGGGAGGACGUGAGUCGCCCGCCCUCUGAGGGCGUCUACGUCUACGGCCUGUACCUGGAAGGGGCCGGCUGGGACCGCCGCAGCUGCCGACUGGUGGAAUCCAAAGCCAAAGUCCUGUUCGAGAUGAUGCCUGUGAUCCGGAUGUUUGCGGAGAACAACGGUUCCAAAGAUCCGCGGCUCUACUCCUGUCCCAUCUACAAGAAGCCAGUGAGGACGGACCUGAACUACAUCGCCCCUGUGGACCUGAAGACCUGCGUUCCACCCGAGCACUGGAUCCUCCGAGGCGUGGCUCUGCUCUGUGACGUCAAGUGAGCGUGUGUCGCCAGCAAAAAAACCAGAGCGACUGAAAUACAUAGAAAUCUUUAUUGAAGUUUUUACAAAACCAAUGGCAUGGUCCAAACAUGGAAAAACGCUAUAAAAUAAAAGAUGGAGCGCGGCCCUGUCUCCACGUCCUGACGCUGCCAAUAACCAGCGCACUUGAGUGAAGCACCACCUGCAGGAACAAGGCUUCCACCACAUGACAUACACUCGCUCCCAGAAUGUCCGCAGCCAGGUUGGCUGGUCCCCGCCGGUGCAGCAACAGCCUAAAGGUCGCCUGAGCAUCAGUGUGGAAAGCUCUCCAGCAUGUGGCGUGUUGCACACACACGCCCACCCGUUGCUCGCAUGAGAACUGCCGACUGGAGAGGCUCCUGCCGCUCACUGGGUCACGGCACUGGCUGCAUGGUGAUGAGCACGGCUUUGCC